Messenger RNA from Lactuca sativa (garden lettuce), 1335 nucleotides. RefSeq names its product Thioredoxin superfamily protein (gene MRL7-L). Gene Ontology annotation, cellular component: chloroplast stroma. Lineage: Eukaryota; Viridiplantae; Streptophyta; Magnoliopsida; Asterales; Asteraceae. Gene Ontology annotation, biological process: chloroplast organization; regulation of DNA-templated transcription. The record is from RefSeq and is a predicted model, not a curated record.
UCUUUCUUCUGACGGAGGUAACGGAUGUUUCUUUCUUUUCGGGUUUUCUUUACCCUUUGCAAUUGUUUACCCUCAUAAAUGAUAAACCCUUAUCGCCAUAAAUCUUGAAGCUUUCCAGCUCCGCGCCCAAUAACCCACGCUCUUCAGUUUACGCAGGGUUUCAAUUCAAAACACUGGAAUUGGGAAUUGGAAACAUCGUGGAAAUGUCUUUAUUAAGUAUGCUGCCAUUUUCUCAACCUUUAUUUGCAAAGGAGAAUUUAUUAAAAGCUUCUAUUUCAUUCAACAAGAUGCCUUUUACAACCAUUCAUUUGCCAAGGUCGAUGUUUCUGACAGAAAGAAGUUUUUUAAGAGCUUCCAAAGUUGAAAUUCUGGAUUGUGAUGAUGAUAAAAAGAAAGAAUCCACAAAAUCAAGCAAGAUUGAUGAUGAUGAUGAUGAUGAUAGUGAUUUUGAAAUGGAUGAAGAUGAAAGGAUAGAAUUCAGGAAAAAGAUAAGACAAAUGAUCGAAAUGAACCCUGAAGUCAAAGACGUUGACCCUGAAGAAAAGAAAAAAAUGAUGGAAAAACUUUUAUCUGAUUAUCCACUUGUUGUAGAUGAAGAGGAUCCAGAUUGGCCUGAAGAUGCAGAAGGAAGGGGUUUUAAUUUCAGUCAAUUUUUUGAUAAAAUGACAAUUAAAAACGUGAAAAAAGAUGAUGAAGAUUAUGAUAGUGAUGGUGAAGUUAAUUGGCAAGAUAUUAGGGCUAUUAAAGACAUUAAGUCUGAAGAAUGGGAGGACACUGUGUUUCAAGAUCUUAGCCCCUUGAUUGUUCUUGUUCAUAAUCGUUAUAGAAGACCAAAAGAAAAUGAAAUGGCUCGUGAUCAGUUGGAAAAAGCAAUACAAAUUAUAUGGGAUUGUAGAAUACCUUCACCAAGGUGUGUUGCGAUUGAUGCUGUUGUGGAGUGUGACUUAGUGUCAACACUUGGAGUUUCUGUUUUUCCUGAGCUCAUAUUUACAAAAGUUGGAAAGAUUUUACACCGUGAAAAAGAAAUUCGAACAGCUGACGAGUUGUCAAAGAUGAUGGCCUUCUUUUACUAUGGAGCAGCAAAGCCCCCAUGCCUUGGUAAUGACUUUGUGAUGACCAAUGACGCAAUCCCUGGUUUCACUACCAAGAAAUAGAUGUACAAUCAUGCUACAACGACUUGUACUUCAUGCAUGAACAGUUGUAUACCAAGAAAUAGAUGUACAAUCAUGCUACAAUGACUUGUACUUCAUGCAUGAAAAGUUGUAUAUUCUUCUAGAUUUGUAAUAGACCUAACAAUAUAUAAGAAAUUUUGGCAAAAUAGAUGUUAUUAGCAAA